Triticum turgidum subsp. durum (durum wheat) is the source of this 1254-nucleotide messenger RNA. Lineage: Eukaryota; Viridiplantae; Streptophyta; Magnoliopsida; Poales; Poaceae. The record is from the annotation of a GenBank genome assembly.
AUGGCGAGAAUGAAGAUCCCAAAGCGUUAUGUCAUAGUAUUGCUGACAUUCAUCUGCACAAAUGUUUGUUACGUUGAGCGUGUGGGUUUCUCAAUUGCGUACACCGUAGCAGCUGAUGCAAUCAACGUGAAUCAAGCAAACAAGGGCCUGAUACUCUCCAUGUUCUAUUAUGGUUAUGUUUUGUCACAAAUUCCUGGUGGAUGGGCAGCUCAGAGAUUGGGAGGGAGACGUGUUCUGCUAGCAGUCAUUCUGGUCCUUUCUCGCCUUUUUGUUGGUGUAGCACAAGGUUUCAUAUUUCCUGCCAUUCACACAGUCCUCGCACAAUGGGUGCCACCGCAGGAGCGCUCUCGCUCAGUGUCGUUAACAACCUCAGGGAUGUACCUCGGGGCAGCUUGUGGCAUGUUGUUUUUUCCAAGUCUGGUGAAGCACAUGGGACCCCAAUCUGUAUGUUUAGUCGAAGCAGUACUUGGAGUAGCAUGGUCUGUAAUAUGGUUGAAGUUCUCCAGUGAGCCACCUCGCACCGACCUUCCAAAAGUGGCAAUGCCAAAAGUAGCAUCUCGGGAGAAGAUCAAGGCGCAGUCAGUAGGAGUUGUUGCACCUCGUACUGUAAAGAUACCAUGGCGAAGGAUUAUCUUCAGUCUACCUGUUUGGGCAAUUGUCGUGAACAACUUCACCUUCCACUAUGCCUUGUAUGUUAUCAUGAACUGGCUGCCUACCUAUUUCGAACUAGCCCUUAAGCUUAGCCUCCAGGACAUGGGAUCGUCAAAGAUGCUUCCCUAUUUCAACAUGUUUAUAUUCUCCAACAUUGGUGGAGUGGUUGCUGAUCACUUGAUUACAAAAAGGAUCUUAUCAGUUACCAAGACAAGGAAGCUCCUUAACACCAUCGGGUUUGUUGUCUCGGCACUUGCACUCAUGGCCCUCCCUUCAUUCGGGACGCCCUCAGGGACUGUGAUCUGCUCAUCGGUGUCCCUUGGCUUUCUGGCUCUAGGAAGAGCAGGGUUCGCCGUGAACCACAUGGAUGUUGCUCCAAAGUUCGCCGGCAUAGUGAUGGGGGUUUCCAAUACAGCUGGGACAUUGGCUGGGAUAGUUGGCGUCGGCCUCACGGGAAACAUUCUGGAGGCUGCAAAGGCUUCUAACAUGGAUCUAACGAACUCGGAAACCUGGAAAACAGUCUUCUUUGUUCCGGCAUACCUCUGUAUUUUUAGUUCAGUCAUUUUCUUGGUCUUCUCAACUGGUGAGAAGAUUUUCGAAUAG